CUUUCCGAGCAAAAAUCCAACUCCCGCUCUAUUUUUUUCACAUUCCAUCUCUUUGGCGCGCCUUUUUUUCCUUUUCCAUCGCCGCUCACUCAAUUUCGAUCUGAUUCUCUUAAUCCCUCCCAAUCUCUUCCAUAUCAUGUUAUGUCCUCUAAUUUAGAGAUUCCAGCCAACGAUUAAUUCCAAGAGAUCGUGGCUCCUUCCAUCUAUCUCUCGGUUUUUUGGUAUAGCUAUCUCUCUCCAAGACGACUCUACUCUCCUCACACCUCUCUGUUUCUCUCUCUCUCCAUCGCUCGACUGAGAGACAGACCAGAUCGACGGCCAUUGAUUCGCAGCAGCUCUCUCGAUCUCUCCCCUGUUCUCUCUCUCUCCCCCUCUCUUGACUAAGAGACAGAACCAGAGUACUUUCCAGAGAUCAUACGGCUCAUCCCAGCAGUACACGACGAUUGAGUUAAGUUCGACAAUAUGAACAAAGAAGAAGCUGAGGGUGGAAGAGAUGACAUGUUAAUUGAUGGCUGUAAACCUGAACAGAGGCAAUGGAAUGCUGUUCCUGAAGGAUUUAAUGCCAAUUAUCUUAAAUUAUAUUAUGGAAAGCUGUUUCCAACCAUUGAUUUCUUUAAAUGGCUGUCCUAUGGAAAUGAUGGGAAGCAUCCGGCUUGUGAUCCAUCCUACUUUGGCAGAAGAGAAUUUUCCUUAACCCUGGAAAAUGAUAUAUAUUUGCGGUUCCAGUCAUUCAACAGUGCAGCAGAGUUGGAGAAUUCCAUCAAAGACAAGUGCCCAUUUAAAAUUGAUAUUGGGCCUGUAUACAGUGUAGAUCCUGCUAAAAGACAUGCCUAUGCACAAUCUGGAGAUAAUGUUUUCACCCCAGUGGAGAGGGAGCUGAUUUUUGAUAUAGAUAUGACAGAUUAUGAUGAUGUUCGAUAUUGUUGCUCUGGAGCUGAUGUUUGCCUUGACUGCUGGCCAUUGAUGACCCUUGCUAUUAAAGUAAUUGAUACAGCUCUUAGAGAUGAUUUUGGUUUCAAUCACAUUCUUUGGGUAUAUAGUGGUCGUCGUGGUGUUCAUUGUUGGGUUUGUGAUGGGAGAGCAAGAAGGUUAAGUAACGAACAGAGGGCUGCAGUUGCUGAGUAUUUCCGCGUCUACAGGGGCAAUGAAAAUAAUCAGCAGAAAGUUUCUUUUCAGGGUGCUCUUCAUCCCUUUCUAGGAAGAUCAUAUACAGAAGUUUUGAAGAUUUUCUUUGAGGAGAAAUUGCUUUGUGGUCAACAGUUGUUUGCAACUGAGGAGAGAUUCGAAAAGAUUUUGGAUAUGAUUCCCGAACAAUCUAUUGCUUCUAAGCUUCGGGGAAAGUGGCAGGAGAGCCGUCGGUCGUCUACCUCAAACGAAGACAUUAAUGUUGUUCGGUGGGAGCAACUAAAACAUCUACUACAGUCUGGAAAACAGAAGGGGCUUUGGAAGUGUGUUGAAGAGAUUAUAUUCACUUAUACCUAUCCCAGGAUUGAUAUGGAGGUUUCGAAACACAUGAAUCAUUUGCUAAAGGCACCAUUUUGUGUGCACCCAAAAACAGGCCGUGUUUGUGUUCCGAUUGACCCCAGCUGCUGUGAAGAAUUUGAUCCUACAACUGUACCAACCCUUUCCACGCUUCUGGAAGAACUCAACAUGGGCGGUUCAAGAGUUGAAAUUGACAAUGAAUUGGAUAGAACUUCACUUGGCAAAUCAAUCAGGUUUUUCAGAUCAUCCUUCUUGCAGCCUCUACUGAAGUCUUCCAAGGAGGAGAUGGAAAGUUCAUACAAUGCCAAUAAUCAGCAGUCCAAAAACUCGUUAAGUUGGUAAUGUUUCUCAUAUAAAUUCUGUUACCAUGUUGCCAAUGUUGGUUCCACAUCUCUCUGUUCUACCUCUGAAAUAGAGGGGAAGUUCUAAUGUUGUAUGAGACUAGUAAAUAUCUCACUCAAGUAUGUAAAUAUCAUGUAUUCCUCCCCAACGGAAAGAAGGAAGGAACAAACACUUUUUGUUUUAUCAUACUUAUUACAAAGCCUAUGAUAUAGAGGUAGAUGGAUUUUUUAUGCACCAUUUAAAAUAGUUUCUGACCA
Molecule: messenger RNA, 2081 nt
Organism: Macadamia integrifolia
Lineage: Eukaryota; Viridiplantae; Streptophyta; Magnoliopsida; Proteales; Proteaceae
Product: DNA primase small subunit
Exons: 18
Coding region: 463-1824 (453 amino acids)
Biological process (GO): DNA replication, synthesis of primer
Cellular component (GO): alpha DNA polymerase:primase complex
Source: RefSeq, a predicted model, not a curated record